Messenger RNA from Saimiri boliviensis boliviensis (Bolivian squirrel monkey), 7581 nucleotides. It is a transcript of the gene ARHGEF4, whose product is annotated as Rho guanine nucleotide exchange factor 4. Gene Ontology annotation, biological process: intracellular signal transduction. Lineage: Eukaryota; Metazoa; Chordata; Mammalia; Primates; Cebidae. Gene Ontology annotation, molecular function: protein binding; guanyl-nucleotide exchange factor activity. The record is from RefSeq and is a predicted model, not a curated record.
GCUGCCCGGCUCGUCACGCUGCUGGCGGGCUCCGGGCGCCCUGGCGGCCACCAUGCUCAGCGUCGUGCACUUCCUCCGGAGCUUCUUCAAGACUCCAGAGCCAGGUGCACACCUGCCAGGCGAAGGUGAGAUUGAAGAUAACCAGCUCCCCGCAUCCCCUGCGGAACAAGUGGAGCAGGGAUGGAGCCAGCAAACAGACCGCGAUGAUUCUGAGACGCUGUCCCAGCAGAGUGAAAGUCAAUCAGACACAAAAACUGACCCCUUUGAAAGUGCCUCUGACACAGAGUCCUUGUCUGGGGACCUCCCAAGGGGAGACUUCCACCCUCUAAGAGGUACCCCUGGAGACAUAGAAGCGCCUUGGGAAUACCCUGAUGUCUCAGCAACUGGAACCCCUCAGGAGCAGCAUUUGACCUGUGUUCCUGGGCUUUGUGCAAAGGAAGAACUCGAUUUGUCCCCUGGCUUAAAGGAAGACUCUUGCAAAAAUGGGUUGCGAGCCUUUGCUGCAGUCGCUGGAGAAGAAGAGGCAGGACACCUCUGGGACUGCAUGACCAGCCUGGAGCGAAAGUCUCUGCUGCCAGUGGCUCCCCAACACACAGGAUGCUGCUUACAGAGGGCCACAGACAGCAGUGAUCCUGAGCCAGCACAGGGGGUGGCUGUUCAAGACCUCAGAGGGCUCUCUGGUGUUUCUCUUCAGAAAUCCAGGUCUGAGAGCUAUCUGGGCAUCCCAGUGGUCUGGCCCUUCCUUCUCUGGUGCUGUGAACUGGGUCGGAGUUGGCCACAUAUCCACAACAAGGCCAGGGUACCGGUGCUACCUAGCAGAGGCCCACUGGACAUCGCAGCCCCUCUGGGGACCAGGACACAGAAGGAAAGUACUCUAGGCCCUUCAGGGGAGACAGAAUUGCUCUGGUCCCAGCCGCACUUUGAUGUCCCCAGCCAGCCUCCUUUGAGGACAUCUUGCCUCCUACACACCAAGCGUCACCAUAGUGCCCCAGGAACUAUUGGUGACAAGAAGAGAGCAUCCCCCAGACACUACUGUGGGCACACGAGGGCACUGGUCAGGGCCUGUUCCAUAGCAGGGCUUUCCUUAGGGUGCCCUGAGGAUCCCGUGGGACAGAAUGUUGUGAAAUCUGGGAUCCAUGUGAAGGAAGGGGGAGAAAAUGAACGAGAUCCAAGAACACAAAACACCCUUUCCCCUGCACCCACCCCGCUGUCUGGCCUGCUUCCUGCUUCUCAAAGUGGGGCUCCUUAUCUGCAGGGUCCCUGCAAGCCUAGUGGGUUUCACUUGCAAAGGGCUUCUCAGCACACUCCCUCUGAAGGUCUCCUGCGGGAAAACCAGUUAGGACAGGAUUCCAGGUCAUGCCUGGUGGCUUCAUGCCUCACUUCGGAGUUAGUGAAGCUCAAUGUGGAGGAAGUGCCUGGACCCGCUGAGUGCAAGUCGGAGCAAAGCCCCGAAAGCAGAACCCAGGAACCCCAAGGCACCCAACUCACACCAAGAGCUGCUGAUGAGAGAGAGAAGCAGAAGCACCUUCGGGGCAUUUCUGUAGAGGCAGGAAACCACACCAGUAAUUACACAUCAAAGUAUGUGCUCAGAGGGGAACGCAAGCCACCUACUAGGGCCAAGUUCCCACGGCAGCCUAGCAGUGAGGGGACCCAGGUGUGGAGUGGAGACCUGAUGGGCUGCUCGGAAGUGAGUCACAGUUCAGAUGCCCCAGAGACCACCCAGACGUCAAGUGCAAUAGACACUUCAAAGGCAGCCGAAGAGGCCACGGUUCUAGACCCCAACUACAGGGAACAGGCCUUGCAAGGUCUUUCAGAAUUCAGGGCAGCCACGGUGUCCCACUGCAGCCCUGGGGCUGAGGGGGCUGAACAGGGGGCUGGGGGUCCUCGGGGCCGGCAGCUGGAGCCCAAAGCAGGCAGCGAGGCCUCCCGGGGCAGGGGUGCUCUCAUCAUUGUAUCUGUGGAGCAGAAAGGUCUUCAGGCCACCAGGAGGAAUGCGGGGCCCCUUCUAGAAACACUGCCCCGUGACUUUCCUGAGGAAAGACCCGGAUCUCCCCUGAGAACUGGCGAAACCCCCUGUAAGUCUCCCACGGCGAGGAAAACAGCCGGUGGCGAUGAGUGUGAGCUGCCAGCAGCCCCCACACAGGGAGCUGGCGAGGGGGCUCUUCAGCCGGUGGCCCCGGCAGCAGAGCUUGGGAGGGUGCUGGUCCCCCAAGGUGCUUCGGGUGGGACGCCAAGCACAGAGGAGCCCCCGCGGGAGACACUGCGUGGGGACCGUCAGAGCCCCGGGCGGGGGGCCUGCGGCGCGGGGGAGGCCCUGGAGGGCGGCGCUGCAGCAGCCCCCGCGCUCCCGCCGUCCCCGCCGCCUUGUGGGCUCCUCAGGGCGCAGGAGCCGGGGAAGCGCAGGACGUUUUCCAAGGUGACCUCCUUCAGGAGGAGCAGGCCCUUGGCGGCUCAGAGCCUGGGAGGGGUCCCGGCCCCGACCGCCCAGGGCCGCAGGGGGCGCUCUUCGGGCCCGGAGGGGGUCCCCGCGGAGAGUCCGCCCGCCGUGGCCCGGCCCGAGCUCGCCCCGCAGGCGGCAGGCGACGGCACCGCGGGCCCGGCAGGAGCUGGGCGCACGGGGACCACAGCGGGCGCCGGCAGCCCGGGGCCCUUCUCUGAGAGCUGCAACACAAGGAGACUCAGAACAACGGAGAAGAAGCUCAGGGCAAGGCUGGCCUUGGCUCAUAAGACCUUUUCUAACUUCUUUGAGUCCAGAGUUUUAGAGAAAGAGAACACCCGUGAGCGUUCCCCGGGUUCUCCCAAGGGCGAGAAGGAGAAGGGCAGGACGCGCCAGGGUUCCUGGCGGGCGUUUCUGAAAAGCAAAGACGCCGAAAGCCCCAAGAAGCCCGCCCUCGGGAGUCCGCUGCCAGGACCCGAAAUUCUUUCCCCAGCGGAGACCGACGGCCACGGUGAGGACCGGGCCGAGGACAAAGAAGGCUAUGUUUUCAGGGAUCACUGGGCGCCCUCGCUGGCCCCCACACCUUUGUCCGCCAGCAGCUUAGUUCCUCCGGAGCACAGGCGGAAAAGUGAGCCGACCAUCAAGUGCACGGCCGCCCAGGAAGGCGGUGGGUACCUGCCUUCAGGGAUCUUUCCUGAAAAGUCCUGGCUGGCGCCCCCCGGCAGUCCUCGGGCCCAGCGGGCUGGAAUCGCGCACACCGUGCCCUCCAGCUCUGCCUGCUGCCUGGCCUAUGAGAGCCCCGGCACGCCCUGCAGACCCACCAGCCCCAAGCCCCUGAGUCCCAGGCCUAGUGCUCAGCGGGCGGAUCUCCACUACCCCGGGAGGGGUGGCGCCAUCUCCAUGGUUUCUCUUGGAAGCUGCAGCUACUUGGACAGCAGUUCAGAGGACCCUGAAAGACCCAAGAUUCCCAAGGCCCGGACCAGCCUCCUGCUUUCUCUGCAGACGCUAAACCAGGAUGAGCAGAAGCAAGGGAACAGGGAAGGAGGCCCGCGUACGCGCGGCCUGGGCGCACCGCCCUGGCUCAGGAGCCUUCCUGGGAGCGAGAACCACAUGCCCUGGGAGGAACCACCAGGUGAGAAGCUCGGUUGCUCUCACAGUCAGAAGGCUUUCCACAUGGAGCCAGCCCAGAAGCCUUGCUUCACCACUGAGAUGGUGACAUGGGCCCUCCUCUGCAUCUCUCCAGAGGCUGUCCCCAGGGAGGCUCCUUCACAUCCUAGGGGCCUCCCUCACCGCUCACCUGUCAGUGUGGAUGACUUGUGGCUGGAGAAGACACAGAGAAAGAAGUUGCAGAAGCAGUCCCACGUUGAAAGGAGGCUGCACAUAGGGACGGUGCACAACGAUGGAGCCAAGUGCUGCAGAAAGAUGAUCAUUACCUCUCCAGAGGCUUUUAAUCUCCCUAGAAGAAGCCGUCCACUCUCGCAGAGUGCUCCAACAGGACUGAACCAUGUGAGCUGGCCAGAGCACACACCUGACACUGCCAUGCCUGAUGGAGCUCUGGACACAGCUGUCCGCGCUGAUGAAGUGGGGAGCGAGGAGGACCUGUAUGAGGACCUGCGCGGCUCCAGCCACCACUACAGCCACUCUGGAGGGGGUGGUGAGCAGCUGGCUAUCAAUGAGCUCAUCAGCGAUGGCAGUGUGGUCUGCGCUGAAGCACUCUGGGACCAUGUUACCAUGGACGACCAGGAGCUGGGCUUCAAAGCUGGAGAUGUCAUCGAAGUGAUGGAUGCCACCAACAGAGAGUGGUGGUGGGGCCGGGUCGCCGACGGCGAGGGAUGGUUUCCAGCCAGCUUCGUUCGGCUGCGGGUGAACCAGGACGAGCCCGCGGACGACGAGGCCCCUCGGGCCGGGGACCGCGGGGCGGAGGACGGCGGGGCGGAGGCGCAGAGCAGCAAGGACCAGAUGCGGACCAACGUCAUCAACGAAAUCCUCAGCACCGAGCGGGACUACAUCAAGCACCUGCGCGACAUCUGCGAGGGCUACGUCCGGCAGUGCCGCAAGCGCGCAGACAUGUUCAGCGAGGAGCAGCUGCGCACCAUCUUCGGGAACAUCGAGGACAUCUACCGCUGCCAGAAGGCCUUCGUGAAGGCCCUGGAGCAGAGGUUCAACCGCGAGCGCCCGCACCUGAGCGAGCUGGGCGCCUGCUUCCUGGAGCAUCAAGCCGACUUCCAGAUCUACUCCGAGUACUGCAAUAACCACCCCAACGCCUGCGUGGAGCUCUCCCGGCUCACCAAGCUCAGCAAGUAUGUGUACUUCUUCGAGGCCUGCCGGCUGCUGCAGAAGAUGAUUGACAUCUCCCUGGAUGGCUUCCUGCUGACCCCGGUGCAGAAGAUUUGCAAGUACCCUCUGCAGCUGGCCGAGCUGCUCAAAUACACGCACCCCCAGCACAGGGACUUCAAGGACGUUGAAGCUGCCUUGCAUGCCAUGAAGAACGUGGCCCAGCUCAUCAAUGAGCGGAAGCGGAGACUUGAAAACAUUGACAAGAUUGCUCAGUGGCAGAGCUCCAUCGAGGACUGGGAGGGGGAAGAUCUCUUGGUCAGGAGCUCAGAACUCAUCUACUCGGGGGAGCUGACUCGAGUUACACAGCCUCAAGCCAGGAGCCAGCAGAGAAUGUUCUUUCUCUUUGACCACCAGCUCAUCUACUGUAAGAAGGACCUGCUCCGCCGGGACGUGCUGUACUACAAGGGCCGGCUGGACAUGGACGGGCUGGAGGUGGUGGACCUGGAGGACGGGAAGGACAGAGACCUCCAUGUGAGCAUCAAGAAUGCCUUCCGGCUGCACUGUGGCACCACAGGGGACAGCCACCUGCUGUGCACCAGGAAGCCGGAGCAGAAGCAGCGCUGGCUCAAGGCCUUUGCCAGGGAGCGGGAGCAGGUGCGGCUGGACCAGGAGACAGGCUUCUCCAUCACGGAACUGCAGAGGAAGCAGGCCAUGCUGAACGCCAGCAAGCAGCAGGUCACAGGGAAGCCCAAAGCCGUUGGCCGGCCCUGCUACCUGACACGCCAGAAGCACCCAGCUCUGCCCAGCAGCCGGCCCCAGCAGCAGGUCCUGGUGCUGGCGGAGCCCAGGCGGAAGCCAUCCACCUUCUGGCACAGCAUCAGCCGGCUGGCACCCUUCCGCAAGUGAACUGGUGCCUGCCUGAUGGGACCUGCCGGGCCUUCCUGCCAGAGGACCCCCGUUUUUCUUCCCCCCGGCCCAAUCUGCCUGGCCUUCCUCUACCUGGAAGUGAGCAUGGCUGGGCUGGGGAGUUGCUUGUGCCACCAGGACAUGCCAGGUCUGUACUCCUGUUGUUUUCCCCUGCUUCUGUUGCCGUGAAGAGAACAGCAAGGGGACAGACCCUGUACGCCAAUGCCCCCUUGCAGCUUGGGCCCCGUCUGCCCUGUGGACCUGUAUAGGGAAUCACUGCUGGAGCGGGAAACUGCAGCUCAGCCCAGGCCUGUGAGAGAAGGCACUGCCUGUCCGGGACCCUCUUCUCUGGAAACCUAGUCCUCCCUCUUCUCGUCUCUUCUGAGCAGGACUCUCUGGCCUUCUGCGGCCUGCAAUGCCAGGCCACCAUGGGCCCCUCUGCCCUCUAGAUCUCCUUCCAAGUCCCCAGCCUGGCCAGUGGUGCCACUUGGGAGGGCAGGAACUAGGAAUUCCAUACCCUGUUGUGCCCAGAGCCUGCCCUUCGCCUCCCAGCCCCCCUAGACACCUGGCUGCCAGAGACCCUCUUCACUUGUGUGUGUAGUGGACAGGACAGGACAAUGCAGUCCGCUGCGCACUCCCCAUCGGGCUGUGUUGCCAGUCUGCCUGUGGCUUUGCGGUGGCUCCAGAACCACCUCAUUCCUGGUUUUGUUUGGAUUUUGUCAUCUUGUUUUUCUACCAAUGGAGAAAAAGAAUUGAUUUGUUAGUGACACAGAAGAUUGCCUUACCCUUGUGAGCGUGAGAAGCCAUAAGGACUGAAUUCUGGGGCUCCGCAUGUAGGACUGACCCACAGCCCAGGCGGCGUGUGUGUGGAGAGGGUGCCUCGUCCCGCCGAGGGGCGCCAGGAGCAGAGCCAGGGCCUGGCAGGAUUCAGCAGCAUGGACACUCUUGCACUGUUCCUUCUCCAAGCCAGAAACCACAUUUAAUUUCAUAAAGAAAUUUAUGAAAACUAACCUGGCUGCUAGCCAGUUUUCUGUCAGUGUGCGUGCAUUUUCUGUGGGCUGCUAACCAUGACUACCCUAGGCCUUUCCCUAAAAAGGAGGAAUGAGUCCAGCAGCUUCUAAAAGUGGGGCGGGGCUCACGUGUGGCAGCUCACACCCUCUGGGCUUUGGUGGAGACAGGCUAAGGUGGGGUUGGCUGCUGAGGGGAAGGUGGGCAGGGCCAGGCCACGCUGGUGGGAAAUACAGGUGGCUCUGCCCUCCCUCGCACUCAAUGCGCAGAAGCCCACUGCCUCCCUGUGUUUAAUUGAAGCUGGCCCACAUGAGUUUGGUGGGUGAAUAGCUGGCCAUGUUUCCGGGGCUCAGCAUGCUUGGUGAAAUGAGGAAGAAUGUGUCUUCCCAGGAGGACCCUGGCCACAGAAGCCAGAGGGGAGCACGGGGCUGCUUCCCUCCCUGUCCCACUUGGGUAAACGGUCUCCUGCAACCUGCUGCCUCCACCAUACUCUUCAGCACUGCCAAGGUCACUGGGGCUGGAAGCCAUGGUGGCCUUCUUCUCAAAACCCCUGGCAACCUCCUAACUUGAGAGAAGCUCCAGCAACUCCCAGGCAGGUAAUGCUACCUCUAGACAAAACGCACAUGGAGAAAUCAAGAAAACCACAAUAUGCAACACAAGUCAAUCUUUAUUGAAAACUGCAGUAUUAAUACAUAACAAUUCUUGUUACAAUAAACGUGCUUUUGAGAUUUUUAAAUCUGAGCUCAUCUACUCAUCAGAUUGCGUAAAAAAUUAAAACCAUAUGAACUGACACCUAAUUGAACUGGCUCAGGAUGGAAGUUCCGUUCCUUGGUGUGGAUACGUAAGUUCAAUGCAGAGGUGAGGGACGCCUUUAACACUGGAAGACAAUGCUGACUUAGCUUAAAAAAAGUACCAAGAGAACGGUGUAAAAAACUGUAUUUAAAAAUCAUUUU